Messenger RNA from Huiozyma naganishii CBS 8797, 1416 nucleotides. It is a transcript of the gene MAS2, whose product is annotated as mitochondrial-processing protease subunit alpha. The transcript has a single exon. Gene Ontology annotation, molecular function: metal ion binding; metalloendopeptidase activity. The record is from RefSeq and is a predicted model, not a curated record. Gene Ontology annotation, cellular component: mitochondrion. Lineage: Eukaryota; Fungi; Ascomycota; Saccharomycetes; Saccharomycetales; Saccharomycetaceae. Bases 1 to 1416 code for a protein of 471 amino acids.
AUGCUGAGAAACUCAUCCAGAAACUUCCUGAAGAAACUUUAUAGUACGGAUGUCGGCAAGGGAGGGUUUCAGUUGUCCAAGUUGUCGAAUGGGCUGCAAGUAGGGACUUCUAAUGUUCCUGGACAUUUCAGCGCCCUUGGACUUUACAUCAACGCUGGGUCCCGUUAUGAGACUGGGAACUUGAAGGGCUGCUCUCAUUUGCUCGAUCGAUUGGCAUUCAAGUCCACUGAACACAUCGACGGCAGGACUAUGACAGAGACUUUGGAAUUGCUAGGUGGGAACUUCCAGUCGACCUCCUCCAGAGAGACGAUGAUGUACCAAGCGUCGGUGUUCAAUAAUGAAGUGGAGAAAAUGCUGAGGCUGAUGGGGGAAACUGUCAGGUUUCCUAGUAUCACGCAAGGUGAACUUGAUGAGCAGAAGUUGAGCGCACAAUACGAGAUUGACGAAAUUUGGUUGAAGCCGGAAAUGAUUCUUCCAGAAUUGCUGCACUCAACAGCGUAUUCUGGAGAGACUCUGGGCUCACCACUACUCUGCCCGAGGGAGCUCGUGCCCUCAAUAUCCAAGUAUUACUUGAACGAAUACAGAAACAAGUUCUAUACUCCGGAGAACACCGUUGCAACAUUCGUCGGUGUGCCCCAUGAGAAGGCCUUAGAACUUACUGAUCGGAUUCUGGGUGAUUGGGAAUCAUCACACCCACCGGUUACGAAAGAGGUAGCACAUUACACAGGUGGCGAAACUUGUAUCCCUCCAACACCAACUUUUGGGAAUUUACCUGAAUUAUACCAUGUGCAGAUCGGAUAUGAGGGGUUGCCCAUAAACCACCCAGAUAUUUACGCUUUGGCAACUUUGCAAACGCUUCUAGGUGGAGGGGGUUCCUUCAGUGCUGGUGGUCCCGGUAAAGGGAUGUAUUCGCGGUUGUACACACAUGUCCUAAACCAAUACUACUUUGUUGAAAAUUGUAUCUCGUUCAAUCAUUCUUAUUCAGACUCAGGGAUAUUUGGUAUUUCGAUCUCGUGCAUCCCGGAAGCUGCUUCACAGGCAGUAGAAAUCAUUGCGAUGCAAUUACACAACACUUUUGCUAACGACAGUUUGAAACUAGCUGAAGAUGAAGUGCACAGAGCUAAAAAUCAACUGAAAUCCUCGCUACUCAUGAACUUGGAGUCAAAGCUGGUAGAACUCGAGGAUAUGGGGAGACAAAUCCAGUUACAUGGUCAUAAGAUUCAAGUUAAUGAAAUGAUAGAGAAGAUUGAGAAGUUAACCCCAAUGGAUAUAAUACGUGUAGCAGAACAGGUUUUCACAGGCAAAGUUUGUAAUGCAGGAAAUGGUACAGGAAAGCCCACCAUAGUCAUGCAAGGGAAGAGAGAAGCCUUCGGAAAUCCAGAAGCUAUUUUGAAGCACUACGGGUUGGGAGCAUGA